Messenger RNA from Marasmius oreades (fairy-ring Marasmius), 589 nucleotides. RefSeq lists its product as uncharacterized. The transcript has 5 exons. Gene Ontology annotation, biological process: mitochondrial electron transport, NADH to ubiquinone. Bases 21 to 437 code for a protein of 138 amino acids. NCBI's taxonomy places the organism in Eukaryota, Fungi, Basidiomycota, Agaricomycetes, Agaricales, Marasmiaceae. The record is from RefSeq and is a predicted model, not a curated record.
GACUUCACUUGAACGACGCGAUGCUGGGUCGUCGAAUCCUCACAAGGGUUAACCUCCUGAAAUCGGUCACACGCUCAGCAUCUACUGCUUCAAAUCCUAAAUCCGUCGUUCCUUCGUCCCCUCAAUCCAAUGCAGCAGUAGCACCCCAGGCUCCCAACCAUCCUACAACCUGGUCUACCAACCAACAAUCUCGGCCAGUUGCCGACUCAGGCCCAAGGUUUGAACAGACGGUCAUGGAACUACAACCAAAUCCGUUGUCUGCGAUGGAGAUGAUUGCAAACGAACCCAUAAGGGUCGUCCAUGGCAGGAAAGCGGUUUGCGACGGAGGUGACGGCCCCUUGGGACACCCGAAGAUUUACAUUAACUUGGACAAACCUGGACCGAAAGCAUGCGGUUAUUGUGGAAUACGUUUCGAACAAGCACCCCACCAUCACUAACCUGCAGAAGAAGUUAUAAGGCAGCUGCAGGCUUCCUCAUUAAUGAAUCGAGAGAUAGGUGGUCAUGGACUUUAUCUCAGAAGCCAGGAUGGACAGUUGUUUUUUCUUGCACGCACACACUACAGCGGAGUUGUCCUCUAUUCUGAGCCAGA